GCACGGUGCAUAAGUAUGCUUCGUACACCCCCUCCUUUGUCAUACACCCCCAAUUCCAAAACCCAUCUCCACAGCCCAACUCCUUUGCGGCCCUCUCCAAACGAAAACGAAAACCAUUUUCAUCACCCUCGCCAUUUUCAUCACCAUCGCAUAAACGGAAACCAUUUUCAUCAUCACCGUCGCCAUCAACAUCACCCUCGCCGGAAAUCAUCAAAACCCAUCAAAGCUCAACAUCAUCACCAUCGCCAUCAUCGUCACCCUCGCCGGAAAUCAUCAAAACCCAUCAAAGCUCAACAUCAUCACCAUCGCCAUCAUCAUCAACGCAUAAAUCAUCUUUCAUCGCCAUCAUCCUCGCCGGAAAUCAAAGCCCAACAUCACUGUAUCAUCAUUAUCAUCAAAAUGAAACGAAAUCAGGUGCAAAAAUCUAAGAACUUAUCGCCAUUGCCAUCCUUCAGUAUUGGAUUGACACAAUUGGAGGAGGAAAAACGGAAUGUAACUGGUUCAUCAUCUCGUGGUGAUAAAAAUCAACCGCGGAAAACGAGAGAGGCGAAAGGAAAGGAAAAGAAGCAGCAUGUGAAGAAAGAAGAAAAGAAGCAUAAAAAAAUGGGGACGAAGGAAGUUCGAAUGAUGAAAAUGUGAAGCAAACUAAGGUCGAGGCUUCAAAUUUGAUAGCAAAUUUUGCUAUCUUUCAAUUGAAAGUAUAAAAUUGAUUACUACUUUAGUUUCCCUUAUAUUAUGAUACUAGUGGAAUAUUGAAAGAUUAAAAAGGAUUGCUACUUUGUUUUUUUUUUUUGUUACAAUUGCUACUUUGCUUGAUUGUAUAUACAUGCUCGAUAGUCUUCUAUGAGAAACCAAAAUACUUGUCUAA
Molecule: messenger RNA, 868 nt
Organism: Trifolium pratense (red clover)
Lineage: Eukaryota; Viridiplantae; Streptophyta; Magnoliopsida; Fabales; Fabaceae
Product: histidine-rich glycoprotein-like
Exons: 2
Coding region: 16-639 (207 amino acids)
Source: RefSeq, a predicted model, not a curated record